AUGGCGCAGCUUCCACCGUACCUGGUGCGGAUCGUCGCCUCCAUGCUGACACAGGCGCUCACACGGAAACUCGCCACCUCGCCAUUGUUCUUCCGAAUCGUCGACCGCAUGAUCCACGAGAUCGACCACAUGCCCCAUCGCGUGCAGGGCCGACAAGUUCCAACGUAUCAACCUCCACUAGGAAUGCGAGAAAGCGAAUGGGACCAAGACCAUGGGGAGCCGCACAACGAGCCUUCACCCUUUCCCGUGUCUUUCAAAGGCAGUCAAACCGGUUCGGCGGCCGCAGAAGGAGAUCCAAAUAGACCAAAGAUGAGCUUUGAAGAGGCUCAAAGACAGAGAGCGAGAAUGUCGUAUCAGCAGUCACAGAGGCUAGCGCAAAGGGAUCGAGCUAGGGCGCAGGAACAGCAGAAGACGGCAAAAGACGAUUCCGUAUCGAAGGAGUUGAAGGAGCUACAGGACAAGUUGCGCGAGUUGCGGAACGGCAAACCAGGCUCGUCAUAG
Pseudozyma hubeiensis SY62 is the source of this 501-nucleotide messenger RNA. Its product is annotated as mitochondrial sodium/hydrogen exchanger. The record is from RefSeq and is a predicted model, not a curated record. The coding region runs from base 1 to 501 and encodes 166 amino acids. The transcript has a single exon. Lineage: Eukaryota; Fungi; Basidiomycota; Ustilaginomycetes; Ustilaginales; Ustilaginaceae.